AAUUCUCAGCAUCACUCUCCAUCCAUCGCUUCUUCUUCGAUCUUAAACCAAAGCAAAGAAUCUCUUUCUAUCAACUUCUCCAAAAUGGCUGUCAUCGAACGUGUUACCCUCUUCAAGAUCCCCAACAACGACGACCGUCAGCGUGUCCUUGAGCAGUUCAAGGUUCUGGUCAAGUCCGCCACCAAGGACGGCAAGCCCUACAUCAGCAACGCCGCCGUCGGAGCCUCGUUCGAUGACCCUCGUACCCACGGCUACAACCUGUCCGUCAAAAUGACCUUCCAGUCGCUGGACGACAUGAGAUACUACGACAACGACUGCGAGGCACACAAGGCUCUCAAGGCUGUUGCCGUCCCUGUCAAGGAGGACCUCCUGACCACUUACUUCGAGUCCGUGGUCUAAGUUAUGAUAUUAGCUAGCUUCAAAUGGCCAGGCAGGUCCUGCUUAUGGUGAAAUGGAAUGGAACAACGUAU
Messenger RNA from Aspergillus glaucus CBS 516.65, 470 nucleotides. Its product is annotated as Dabb family protein. The record is from RefSeq and is a predicted model, not a curated record. The transcript has 2 exons. Bases 85 to 399 code for a protein of 104 amino acids. NCBI's taxonomy places the organism in Eukaryota, Fungi, Ascomycota, Eurotiomycetes, Eurotiales, Aspergillaceae.